Molecule: messenger RNA, 909 nt
Organism: Trifolium pratense (red clover)
Lineage: Eukaryota; Viridiplantae; Streptophyta; Magnoliopsida; Fabales; Fabaceae
Product: probable glycerol-3-phosphate acyltransferase 8
Exons: 2
Coding region: 134-784 (216 amino acids)
Biological process (GO): cutin biosynthetic process
Cellular component (GO): membrane
Molecular function (GO): phosphatase activity; glycerol-3-phosphate 2-O-acyltransferase activity
Source: RefSeq, a predicted model, not a curated record
UACCACGAGGAUUCCCAAGGUUAAAUCCGUAAUUCACGAUUUCUUAACUAACAUUUAAAACUGAACGUUCCCUCACGUUCCUCUGUCGCGCUCUCUAAAAGCAGAGUACACCUGUCACCGUCGUAACAGAAAAAUGGCACCGCCAAAACUGAAACGUAACUUCCCUCCGAUAACCGAAUACAACGGAACUUCUUCCCCGCAUGAAUCAGUCGCCGCCGAUCUCGACGGAACACUUCUCAUUUCUCGAAGCUCUUUUCCUUACUUCAUGCUUGUUGCUGUUGAAGCUGGAAGUCUCCUCCGUGGCUUCAUUCUUCUUCUCUCCGUUCCUUUUAUUAUCUUUGCUUAUCUAUUUGUUUCUGAAUCUCUCGGUAUUCAGAUGCUGAUUUUCAUCUCUUUCGCUGGUCUUCAAUUUGAUGAUAUCGAACUCGCUUCACGCGCUGUUCUUCCAAGAUUUUAUGCUGCGGAUGUAAGGAGAGAGAGUUUUGAAGUAUUUGAUCGGUGUAAGAGGAAGGUAGUGGUGACGGCGAAUCCGACGGUGAUGGUGGAUGCGUUUGUGAAGGAUUAUCUCGGCGGAGAUAAGGUUUUGGGAACGGAAAUUGAGGUGAACUCUAAGACAAAGAAGGCGACUGGAUUUGUGAAGAAACCUGGUGUACUUGUUGGAGAUUUGAAGCGUUUGGCAGUUGUGAAAGAGUUUGGUGAUGAAUUGCCAGAUUUUGGACUUGGAGAUCGGAAAACUGAUCAUGAUUUCAUGUCAAUUUGCAAGGUUUGGCUUCUAGUAUACUAAUCAUCAAGUUUUAUAUUUUGAAUUUUGGUGUGAAUUGCAUGUAUUGAUUUUACAUGUCUCUGCAGAUUUGAACAUUUUUAUUAUCUAAUUUACUGAUCAUCUGUGUGGAAAAGGUCCAUUUUCUA